AUGAUGAUAUCUCCACCAUCUGUUUUCUAUUUGAUGCUUUUGUUCUUUGGGGAAAUGGCUCAGAAGAGUCAUCAGCUCUCGUCUGUUCGUCAAGACAGAGUUUUUAUAUCCACUAAUGUCGGGGAGAGUGUAACUUUGCAGUGUUUCUACGAAGGUGAAGUGGUAGCAAGGUUUUACUGGUAUAAGCAAACCCUAGGAGAGAAGCCAAGGCUCAUUUCUAGCUUCUAUUCGUAUGAUAAAAAUGGCACUUUCUAUGAUGAAUGUGAGAACAAUCCACGCUUCACACUGUCUACUGAAAAGGCUCAAAAUCAUUUGACGAUCACAGAUCUACAGGUUUCGGACUCAGCUACCUAUUUCUGCGCAAGUAGCUUUUCAGUAAGUUUUGAAUUUGCAGAAGGAAUCACUGUGAGUGUUAAAGGUUCAGGUUUGAACAGCCGGCCUUUAAUUCAGCAGUCUGCAUCUGAGACCAUCCAACCAGGAGGCUCUGUGACUCUGAACUGUACAGUACACACUGGGACCUGUGAUGAAGAACACAGUGUUUACUGGUUCAGAGACUCUGAAGAGUCUCAUUCAGGACUCAUUUACAGCCAUGGAGGCAGGAAUGAUGAGUGUGAGAGGAAACCAAAGACACACACAAACACGUGUGUGUACAGCCUGCCAAUGAAGAACCUGGAUGUUUCUCAUGCUGGGAUCUACUACUGUACUGUUGCCUCAUGUGGAUACAUGCUUUUUGGAAACGGGACCAAGCUGGACUUUGGGUCUCAGGAGACUUUUCUUCUCUCUGUGUAUUUCUUAAUUGCUGCCUUGGCAUUCACCACAAUCCUGAUCUUUAUACUGGCUUUCUUAAUUUACGGGAUAAGCAGACGGCAGUGUACAGGAUCUAAUGCAAGAUUUUCAGCUUCCUCUAUAACAAACUCAGAGAAUUGUGAACCUGAAGAAACCCUUCAUUAUGCUGCUUUGAGGGUAAAAAAGACCGGCAGAUCUACAAGAAAAAGAGAGAAUCCAGAGGAUAAAUGUCUGUAUUCUAGUAUCAAAUAA
Molecule: messenger RNA, 1038 nt
Organism: Pelmatolapia mariae (spotted tilapia)
Lineage: Eukaryota; Metazoa; Chordata; Actinopteri; Cichliformes; Cichlidae
Product: immunoglobulin kappa light chain-like
Exons: 5
Coding region: 1-1038 (345 amino acids)
Biological process (GO): response to bacterium
Source: RefSeq, a predicted model, not a curated record